Molecule: messenger RNA, 585 nt
Organism: Porites evermanni
Lineage: Eukaryota; Metazoa; Cnidaria; Anthozoa; Scleractinia; Poritidae
Source: the annotation of a GenBank genome assembly
AUGCUUACUGACAGCGCCAAAUUCAAAAUGGCGGUUCGAGCGGAAGAUCUUUCAAAUGCCGAGCAACAAAUUGAUGGAAUAAGCGGCGAAAAAUACAGAGAAAUCGGCGAUCAAGCAGUGUGGUCCUUAUCCUCAUGCAAACCUGGAUUUGGCGUAGAACAACUGCGUGAUGGAAACUUAGAAACGUACUGGCAAUCGGACGGCCCUCAACCGCACUUGGUCAGUAUUCAAUUCCGUCGAAAGACAGCCAUUCAGAACCUUUGUUUGUACGCCGAUUACAAAGCUGAUGAAAGUUAUACACCUAGUAAAAUAUCCAUUCGAGCUGGAAACCAUUUUCAUGAUUUGCAUCAGAUAGAACUGAUAGAGCUUGAGGAGCCGAGUGGAUGGUUAACCGUUUCGUUGUCUGAUGGAGAUAAGCCCUUGAGAACUUACAUGCUGCAGAUCGCUGUUUUGGCAAAUCAUCAGAAUGGCAGGGACACUCACAUGCGGCAGAUCAAGAUUCACGCACCCUUAGCUGAUUCUGGAGCAUACAAGAUGCCAACAUUCACUUCUGUGGAGUGCGCUAUGUACAGUACAAUUAAGUAA